GCAGCCUCCGCUACAAUAAGGAAGGUGUGGGUAGUUCCCAGUCCCAGGCUCAGCAUGCAGUUCACUAGUCCAGCUGUCCUGGUGACCUUUUGCACCGGGCUUUGGAUCUCGAACCAUGCGCUGGCACAGAGCCUGGAGGCCGGUGUGCGGCCGAGGGCUGACUGUGAAGUAUGUAGAGAAUUCUUAAACCGAUUCUACAACUCCUUGCUGACCAGAGGAGCAGACUUUUCUGUGGAUUCCAUAGAGAAAGAGCUGCUCAGCUUCUGCUUGGAUGCCAAAGGAAAAGAAAACCGCCUGUGCUAUUAUCUAGGAGCCACCACAGACUCGGCCACCAAAAUCCUAGGUGAAGUCACUCGGCCCAUGAGUGUACACAUGCCCACAGUGAAGAUUUGUGAGAAGCUGAAGAAGAUGGACAGCCAGAUCUGUGAGCUGAAAUACGAGAAAAGAUUGGACUUGGCGUCAGUGGACCUGUGGAAGAUGAGAGUCGCAGAGUUGAAGGAGAUCCUUCAGAGCUGGGGCGAAGAGUGCAGGGCGUGUGCGGAGAAGAACGACUACGUGAACCUCAUUAAAGAACUGGCCCCCAAAUAUGUAGAGAUGCACCCCCAAACAGAGCUCUGACCUUGUCGGCUGUCAGAGAGC
Molecule: messenger RNA, 639 nt
Organism: Grammomys surdaster
Lineage: Eukaryota; Metazoa; Chordata; Mammalia; Rodentia; Muridae
Gene: Cdnf
Product: cerebral dopamine neurotrophic factor
Exons: 4
Coding region: 55-618 (187 amino acids)
Biological process (GO): neuron projection development; dopaminergic neuron differentiation
Cellular component (GO): endoplasmic reticulum
Source: RefSeq, a predicted model, not a curated record